UCAGUGGCAGCAUGGUAUGCUAUAGAUCUAUGCAAUGUGGUGUUAAAUUGGCAUUCAGAUGGUGUUGGAUACUGAUCUCAAAUUGCAGGCUCAAACACCACAGCAGAGAAAGGCCAAUGAGAGGUAUGCAAAGCAUGAAGCUGCAAAGCGUGGCAAAGGAGGGGUGAUGGCGAAGCCAAAGCAGCACUCACGGUCUCCAGUAUCAACUGGCUGGAUUGGUAUGUUCCCAUUAGCCGCCAUGCCAAUGAUCUUCUGGUAGGGCUAAGAAAGUUGACAGUCAUCCUUGCGUUUGUUGUUUGUGGUGGAAUAUUUCUCGAAUUACUGGGGAUUGUGCCUCGGUUAUGGUCCGCUCUUGUUACG
Aspergillus japonicus CBS 114.51 is the source of this 360-nucleotide messenger RNA. RefSeq names its product RAMP4 family protein. NCBI's taxonomy places the organism in Eukaryota, Fungi, Ascomycota, Eurotiomycetes, Eurotiales, Aspergillaceae. The record is from RefSeq and is a predicted model, not a curated record. Bases 59 to 259 code for a protein of 66 amino acids. The transcript has a single exon. Gene Ontology annotation, cellular component: endoplasmic reticulum.